GAGCAGCAGAAGCGGCGGGGCCGGAGACAGGGACGCCGCCGCCGCCGCUCACCCGGUGCGGGUGCCUCUGGAGUCACCGCCGGCCGCCGCGCCGCGGCCCUAUCCCUCUCUGACACCGGAGAGUCUCAUGAACAGACAUGGGGUCAACAACAAGGCAGCCAGGUUCAAGAACAAGCGCGUGUACCCGUCUGUGCCUAACCAGCCCUCGGAGGCUGGUGCUCACUUUAUGUUCGAGCUGGCCAAGAGCGUGCUGGCCAAGGCCGGAGGCAACAGCAGCACCUCGCUGUUCACACAGCCGUCGGACGCCGGCGCGCACCGCGGCCCGCACCGUGCGCUGCACAUGUGCGCCUUCCAGAUCGGCCUGUACGCCCUGGGACUGCACAACUGUGUGACGCCCAACUGGCUGAGUCGCACCUACAGCAGCAACGUCAGCUGGGUCACUGGUCAGGCAAUGGAACUUGGCGCGGUGGCCAUCUCCUGCCUGGUGGAGACCUGGGAAGGCCACCUCACGCCUACCGAGGCGGCCCACAUUGCCGACUGUGCCAGCCGCAGUCGGGACGGACAUGUAGUGCGGGCCGCCGCCGGGCUGACGCUCAGCAUCCUGCCGCACGCGCACGCCCUCAACCAGAACGAGAUCCAGCGCGCCCUGCUGCAGUGUAAGGAGCAGUCUACUGAACUGCUGGAGAAGGCCUGUCUGGCCGUGGAGGGAGCGGCAAAGGGCGGCGGUGUCUACCCAGAGGUGCUGUUCGACAUCGCCACCAAGUGGUACCAGCUCUACGAACGGACGUCUCCCAAGCAGAGCGCCUCCCACGACAGUGGCGAGGACGUGCCUCUGCUGGAGUCGCCACCGCCUCCACCGCCGCCCCAGCAGCAGCAGCAGCAGCAGGUACAGCAGGUACAGCAGCAGGCGGGCCCGCCGCAGGGAGUCAUGGAGCCCACACAGCAGGUUCACCUGAGUGUGGCGGCUGCCGCCCCGUAUCCUGUCACGUACAGCUGUCUAACGGCGGGACCCAGCGGCGCACAGGUGGGCGUGAACCAGCUGUCAGUCCAGAUGUUCGUGCCGUACGGUCCUCAACCGCCGGCCCAUCCGUUCCCGUCGGCCGCCCUCCAGCUGUAUCCGGCAGUCAGCAUGCAGUCCAUGGUGGCUGCGGCCGGCGGGCUGCCCAGGACACAGCCGUCAGGGCUGCCCGGCGGCGCGCCGGCGGUGCCCAUGUUCUCGCUGCCCCCGCAGCCGCACCCGCACAUGGUGAUGCUGGCCCAGGGCCCGCCGCCGGCCGCCCACAGUCAGCCGCCCCCGCCCCCGCCCAUCAUGGUGCCGGUGACGCUGGCGGCGGCGGCGGCGGCCGGCGCGCUGCAGCACCGCCCGCCGCCCCCGCCCCCGCCGCCGCCCGGCGGGCCGCCGGUCACCAGCCAGCCGCCGCCGGCGCCACACCACCAGCAGCACCCGCAUAUGGUGCCGCCGCCGCAGCACCAGCACCAGCAGCAGCACCAACAGCACCAGCAGCAGCAGCAGCAGCAGCAGGCUCAUCACCACCAUCACCAGCACCCGCCGCCGCAGCACCCCCUGGCGCAGCAGCCGGUGCCUCGUAUUCUGGGCUCUCCGCCUCUCAAAUACCUCUUCUCCACCUACCGUGUCGGUAUGUUGGCGAUGGAGACCCUGGCCCGGCGCGUCCAUGACGACCGGGCGACCAAGUACAGUCCGACGCCGCCCUAUGGGGAUGACGUCAUGUGGCUCAUGAGGGUCGCCAUGAAACUGGGCACUCCGUACGUGCACCAGUUUUGUCUGUGCGCCGUCAACUCUGUGGUCUCGCCGUUUGUCCUGUUUGAGAUUGCCAGCGACGUGGGCAGCUACUUGAGCCGGCACAACACGGCACCGCCCUACCGGUCUCAGAUCCUGACGCCGCUGGUGCAGCAGUGCCAGCAGAUGUUCCUCUCGUGUAUGCACGUGCGCCUGUGUCACGUCACGCCGCCCGAGUAUGACGAGUUCGUGGCGAUUGUGCGGAAGGCGCGACAGGCGUUCAGCAUGACGGCAGGAGGCCCAACUCAGCUGCAGGAGUUCCUUCAGGUACACCGGCGAAACAAGCUGGUCAAAAAGGAGCUCUGGCUACGAAUCACCAUCGCGCUUCAACAGACCGCUGCGUGACGUCAGAGUCACCUAGCGGACGUUUUCCAAAGCUGUAGUUGCUCGUUUUUCUACUGGAUGUCGCCACCGCCGCCACCGGUUUCCCAUAUGUCGCAUCUGUAUAAACUCAUCCGGGCGACGGCUGUCCCCGUGCUGAACUGUGGCGGCCUCCUCCCUCGAACCGGUCCAUAAUUGUAGUGUAGCUGUCGGAGGGCUGGCGGGGGCUCCCCUGCGCUCUUUCGCCGGCUCUGAUCUCGAAUCUGAAGAUGGUGGUUUCGUCGGCAAAACUCCGCGCAUCGGUCUAGCGGUGGACGCGGGAGGCUGGAGUUGGCCCGGUCGCCGCUAGGUGGCAGCAGGCUGCGCCCGGUCCGGAGCUCAGAGGCGAUUCUUGCGGGCGUAUUUGAUUGGAUGGAAUUAUCGCGUGGUAGUCUAUGGAUAUUUGAAGAGAUGGGCGAGGGUGUUUGACUUCUUCCCUAGCCGGUGCGACUCUGGCUUUGGAAAGGACAAGCUGUGGCUUCGGCCGGCGUGUUCUUCCUUGGUUGGAUUCUUGCCGGCUGCGACGGGAUGAGAACAUUCAGUACGCACGCGCUAAGUGUGUUCGUGUCUGUCCGUUUUAUAUUUUAAAUACUAUCUUAGUCGUAUCGUUUGAAUUCGUGGUAAUUAGAUGUAGAUCUGUGCAUGUGUGGGCGAUACUGACAUCUAUCGGCGGCGGCUGGUAACUGAAGUUCUCACCGCCGCCGAAAGGUGGCAGCACCGCGGGGGACAAAGUUCUCGCGCGUGUUUGAAUUUUACCGAGUGUAAGGCGCAGGGCGGACGGCUCGUUUGACGUGACACUGUUCUUGAGGCGCGUCUGAGGCGAGCAGUGACGCGCUGGGACACACUGCGCCGCGAAUGGCUCUUGUUUGAGUGGUUUUACGGCCUUGUCUUCGUUGGGGAGUGUCUGGACAUUGUCUGGAAGUCACCGUCUCGGUCCUGUUCUGGGCGCUAUCCAUCGUGGAGGUUGUUUGACCACUAACCAGCGCGUGCUCGCCCUGUGGCCGCCUUCAGGACAGUUUUUUGCCGUCCGUUCCAUUCGGCACUACCUCCUCCGUCAGAAGUUGUGUUUAUCGUUCGCGUUUAGUUGAAUUGGUUUGAAUUUAUUGGAUUUAUUUCGGCCUUAGGUCGUACAGAGUCGCGUGUGGCGUAGCCAGGUUUUUUGUUGCUGUUCAGUUGCGUUUUGCUUGUGUUUUGUCCUGUUUUGCGUGUCUGUGCUCAAGAAUGAUGUGUUCAGAAAUGUCACGAUCAGGAGUGCACCGGGCCCGUCUCAUGAACCACGAUCGAGAAAUAUACAGUCACUAGAGCCAUGAUCGCAUGAUCAUUCAAAUCAUCCAGCCACCAUGAUCUCCACAUUCUGCACGUAGCCUCCAAUCACCGCAUGCCUUGUUCACUCGCGUAGUUUCAUCGAUCGUGCUCUAUGAGACGGGCCACUGGUAGCUGCGGCGGUUAGCUUGGUUCGUUCGCUGUAUGGGGAGAAAGAGGACGGAGAAUGCGGCGGCUGCGACCGCUGGGCCCUGUCGGUAGAAACGCGAAUGGUUCCACGCUGGAGAGGCUAGCUGAUAUGCUGAGAUUGGUGUGUGCGUCCUUCCGUUAGAUCCCGAUAUCCAGUCCAUGGAUAUCGUUCCAAUUCAGUCUCCAGUCCAUGGUCCGCCUGUGUCUCUGGAAGGUUCCAUCAGCUCUGUCCGGCCAUCUCCGUCCAGUAAACCACUGCGUCACUGAUUCCACUGCUGUCCAGUUCAGUGCAUCAAUCCACAGACAGGCUUCCAACCGCAGAUCCGAUCGCCUUGUCUUCCCGCCGCUCUCUCCAUACUCACACCCUCUCUCCACCCGGCUCCAGCUGCGCUCCUGAGCUGAUCUUCCUCCCACCCUCUCCCCGUCGCUCCCGGCCUCUUUCCUGACGCAACUCUACCUCAAAUCUCGGCCGAUGAUGUUGGCGAUUCUGCUGACAUCUUCCGGAGGCCGCGCUAACUAGAAGUGUGCACGGACGCCGAUAGGUGGCGGGUGCGCAGAGCUAUCGCCCUGACAUCUGGCGGUGGUAUUUCGCGGUGAAAUGUGUGCGUGUGUGUUUGCCUACUAUUUCCCACGCCUUGGCUGCUCGACUUGUCGUUUCAUCCAUGGGACAACAAAGGCCUAUGUUGGUCACUACUGAUGACAACAUAAGUCCUUGCCCGCGGCUGAGCCUCCCCCGGGUUGCCACGGCGCGGCAGAGUUAGUGUUCCAGAGUCCCCAUCUAGCGGCGGUUUUAUCAAUGUGUGUUUCACGCGGCGGCCGAUAGGCGACGCUUCGGGCGCAGUCGACCUCUCAUCACCUGAAGCUCCGCUGCGCCCGUCACACACCCGUGACCCCAAAAGGUCACGCGGAGGGUGACCCCGCGGCCGUGGUCGGGUGUUGCGAGGUCCCCCGCCCGAGGCGCCGCCCCUGGCCCCGCCAGAGAUCGUAGUGUGCGGAGGUGUUCUUUGUAGUGUGUUGACCGCGCCGCGGAUGUGAGGCGGUCGCUGUUCGGUGGCUCGAGACUGGAGCGCAGUGGAAAUACAGACGGAAUGUCUGGAA
Messenger RNA from Amphibalanus amphitrite, 4708 nucleotides. Its product is annotated as zinc finger SWIM domain-containing protein 8 homolog. Bases 128 to 2143 code for a protein of 671 amino acids. NCBI's taxonomy places the organism in Eukaryota, Metazoa, Arthropoda, Thecostraca, Balanomorpha, Balanidae. The transcript has 14 exons. The record is from RefSeq and is a predicted model, not a curated record. Gene Ontology annotation, cellular component: Cul2-RING ubiquitin ligase complex.